GUAGGUUAGGAGGAUCCAAGUCCUGUGCACUCCAGCCACACGCCCCACGCGAACGCCACGAGAGCAACACACAAACAACACUGUCGGCCUGUCAACUUUUACAACAACAACAGUGCCUUUUUUAAAGCGAUGGAUAACACCAUUGCAACUGCACAGAUCAUGCAAAGUGCAUACAGUUUUGGACUUGAGAGCCGUGGUGUUGUUGCCAUACAAGCCUCCACACAGGAGUGUGGUGGAGGCUCCAUGCUCCCCUCUUUCAAUAGCAAGAGCAAGGUGAUGAAGAGGCAGCGAUCCAGCUCGCCAGAGCUGCUGAGGUGCAAGAGGAGACUAAGCUUUAACGGGCUCGGAUACACAAUCCCACAGCAGCAACCUGUAGCGGUGGCAAGGCGGAAUGAAAGGGAGAGGAAUCGAGUGAAGCUGGUAAACAUGGGCUUCCAGACCCUCCGCCAACACGUUCCAAACGGGGCUGCCAACAAGAAGAUGAGUAAAGUGGAGACACUGAGGUCGGCAGUGGAGUAUAUCAGAGCCUUGCAGCAGCUUCUGGACGAGCACGAUGCGGUGUCAGCGGCUUUCCAGUGCGGGGUACCCUCCCCGACCAUAUCCACAAGCUACUCCGCAGACCCUGGGUCUCCCCAUUCCAUCUACUCGUCAGAUGAGGGGAGUUACGAGCAUCUCAGUUCGGAAGAGCAGGAACUACUAGAUUUCACCACUUGGUUUGACAGAUACUAAUCAGAAGUUGAAAGUUGCGAUUUGGAAUGAAUUCAACCGGAGUUACCUCUUGAGAAUCACCGCUGUUUCCAUGUUACAGAUGGGUCUGUAUCCACUACCUAGCCACACUGUCAGCCUUCGAGUCGUGUCAGACAGACUUGCAGCUCGCCGGGAUUCUUUGAACAUGCUUCCAAGACACAAGCCUGUGGACUUAUUAAAAAUAAAUAAAUAAAUAAAUAAAUAAAAC
Messenger RNA from Polyodon spathula (Mississippi paddlefish), 955 nucleotides. Its product is annotated as achaete-scute homolog 1b-like. The record is from RefSeq and is a predicted model, not a curated record. Lineage: Eukaryota; Metazoa; Chordata; Actinopteri; Acipenseriformes; Polyodontidae. The transcript is spliced from 2 exons. Gene Ontology annotation, molecular function: RNA polymerase II transcription regulatory region sequence-specific DNA binding; protein dimerization activity; DNA-binding transcription factor activity, RNA polymerase II-specific. Gene Ontology annotation, cellular component: RNA polymerase II transcription regulator complex. Gene Ontology annotation, biological process: sensory organ development; regulation of neurogenesis; neuron differentiation. Bases 130 to 729 code for a protein of 199 amino acids.